AUGCUGAGCGCGGAUGGGAGCAGGUGUGGAGAGCACAAGGACACGCCGGUCGUGAAUGGGAGCAGGUGUGCUUGUAUCGAUGCCUUCAAGAAGGAAGUGACGCCCACGGGCGCCACCUUCGACGAUCAAAGCACCAGGCUCGCUGGGAUUGGAGGCCCCCUUAUUGAUUUGGAUGGAAAAUUUAUGGGAAUCAAUUACUAUGAUACAGAAAUAGGAACCCCGUUCCUGUUUUUUGUUGAUAUCUGGGAAAUUUUGGGUGAUUUGAAGACAAAAAAGGCGAUGAUUGGUGGUCAUGAGGGCCCUCUGAGACAUGACAACGGACCACCAAACAUACCGACAACCGAAACCGGUUCUCGGCUCGGUGUUCGGUCGAAAAACCGUCUAACCGAACGACUGCAGCGGGACCGGCGGACGGGCGGCUCUGAGCGGCUGGGCGCUUGGCUGUGCGCGGUAGCGGAGCAGAGCAGAAGCGGAAGCGACCGGCUGGCCGGCGUCGGGCGCUGGGUGACUCCUGCGCGGCAUGCGCAAGCGCGGCAGCAUGGCAUGUGGCAAGCAGAGCGCAAUGCAAGAAGCGGCGCAGUGGAAGUUGAGUUCUGCAUCAAUUCUGGAAAGAUGUUGCCAAGCAAGAGGGGUGCUGAUGAUCUCACAAGAUUCUCAACUGACUCAUUGAUUUCAGGUUUCUGGAGUGAGCUGAGUUACGAAGUUGCAUCAAAGUUGUCUAGAAGUGUUGUCUCAAUUGCUUUGUCCCAUGGUGAUCUUGUAGGGCAAAAUGUGCUAUUUGCAUCCUCUGGCAUAGCUAUAGAAUGCCAGCCUAACUUCACAAAGUUUGUGACGUCAGUAAUUUUGGUUAGAGCUUUAAAUGAUGAAAGAAAUGGCCAUGAUAACAUUAAGAUUGAAGUACGCCAUGGAGGAAAUGUUGCCAUAGGGACUGUGGUAGAAUAUGACCUGGAUCAUGUAAUUGCUGUUGUCGAAGUCACGUCCGCCCUUGAUGUUUAUUGCGUACCUCUCAGUUAUGCGGAGGAAUUGAUGCCUGGUAGAAAGGUUGUGGCAGUAGGGCGUGACAUCUCUGGCAAAUUAAUGGCCACAAGUGGGACACUUACUGCUUCAGGCCCUAAAGAUUGUGGACACCUUAUGUUCUCUACAUGUAAAUUAUCUGAGGUUAUGCAGGGGGGCGCACUUUUUGAAUUUGAUGGGAACUUUGUUGGCAUGAACCUUUUCUCGAAUAUGAAAAGACCCAUAUUCAUGCCAAGGGAUAUAAUUUCUGAUCGUUUGAACCAUUUACAGACAUCCAUGGAAAAGAUAACAUUUCUUGCGAUGAUGAAGUCAGUCAGGCAUAGAAAAAGACUCACAGGUGUGGAACUUCGCUCGUAUCCUGAAGGUAGCAUGAAUGUUAAUACUUUUGAAGAAAAGUUUGGCGACAAAUAUCCUACUGGUGUCUGGGGUAAAUUCAAGAAAGAAAUUUCUUCUAACAUAUCUGACAUUGUUGUCGCACUUGCUUCGUUCCAUGGUGAAUCAAAGUUCUUUGCAUGCACAGGAUUUUUCAUUAACUAUGAUGGAUGUCCGACUAUUCUGACCUCAGCCAGCUUGGUUAGGGAUCCCGAUGGCGCAAAUGAGAUUGUGAGCGGCUUAAGGAUUGAGGUGUUGCUUCCAAACAACGAACAGACUGUAGGGGAAUUGGAACAUUAUAGUUUACAUUACAAUAUUGCUCUAGUCAGCGUCAAGAAUUACAAUGUUGAGUGUCCUGUGAAGCUGGAACCUGAGUCGAUAUGUUAUGAUGAAGUGGUAGUAGCUGUGGGCCGUUUCUUUGAAUCAGGUAUAUUAAUGGCUACAAGUGGGAAAUACAUCCAAGACUAUGACGAGGUGUCAAGCGAUUUGGAUUGUGAAUAUCUUUGGUACACUACGUGUAGAACCACUAAGGUUGUUAUUGGAGGUCCCCUUGUUGAUUUGAAUGAAAAAUUUAUGGGCAUCAAUUACUAUGAUAUAGAAAUAGGAACCCCGUUCCUGUUUUUUCUUGAUAUCUAG
Molecule: messenger RNA, 2022 nt
Organism: Miscanthus lutarioriparius
Lineage: Eukaryota; Viridiplantae; Streptophyta; Magnoliopsida; Poales; Poaceae
Source: the annotation of a GenBank genome assembly